UCACUUCUCACGGCAAACGUGUUACGUCUAUUGAGUGAACUUUUUGUUGUUAUUCAUUUUGUGAAACUUUCGUCGGUAAAAAAUGGCGCCUAAAACUCCAACUGGCAGUUCUAGCAAGAAGGCUGGAAAAGCACAGAAGAGCAUCAACACCACGGACAGGAAGAAGAGGCGCAAGGUGCGGAAGGAGAGCUAUGCCAUUUACAUCUACAAGGUGCUAAAGCAAGUCCACCCGGACACUGGUGUCUCCUCAAAGGCAAUGAGCAUCAUGAACAGCUUCGUAAAUGAUAUUUUCGAGCGCAUUGCCUCCGAAGCAUCGCGCUUGGGUCACUACAACAAGAAGAGCACCAUCACGAGUCGGGAAAUCCAAACGGCGGUGCGCCUGCUGCUGCCGGGAGAGCUGGCCAAGCAUGCCGUCAGUGAGGGAACCAAGGCCGUCACCAAGUACACCAGCUCCAAGCAAUAGUUUUCGCUGCAGCAAAA
Molecule: messenger RNA, 480 nt
Organism: Drosophila guanche
Lineage: Eukaryota; Metazoa; Arthropoda; Insecta; Diptera; Drosophilidae
Product: histone H2B-like
Exons: 1
Coding region: 83-463 (126 amino acids)
Cellular component (GO): nucleosome
Molecular function (GO): structural constituent of chromatin; protein heterodimerization activity; DNA binding
Source: RefSeq, a predicted model, not a curated record